Exophiala bonariae is the source of this 1143-nucleotide messenger RNA. RefSeq lists its product as uncharacterized. Gene Ontology annotation, biological process: chromatin organization. The coding region runs from base 1 to 1143 and encodes 380 amino acids. Gene Ontology annotation, cellular component: nucleus. The transcript has 3 exons. The record is from RefSeq and is a predicted model, not a curated record. Lineage: Eukaryota; Fungi; Ascomycota; Eurotiomycetes; Chaetothyriales; Herpotrichiellaceae.
AUGUCGGCCUCGGAACCGCAUUCGGGCACCUCGACCCCCCGCGCAUUCACCGGGCAGACUGCGACGGCAGAAGACCUCCUCAAGACACAGACGGUCGGGCUCGUGAAUCUCGCCGACUUCCGCAAGCGACGCGCCGAUGUGCUGGAGCAGAAGGAGAAAGAGGCGCGCGAUGGAUCAAGCGGCAUGGCAACACCGGAUGUCGAGGACAGCGACGGUGCGCUGAAACAACGGUCCGGUUUGCCUCCCAAGAAGAAAAAGAAAAAGGCUGCUGCCAAGGGUCUUCUCUCGUUUGGCGGAUAUGAUGACGAUGAAGAGGGUCAAGAAGUAACAGUGGGCCGCGGCGGAACAUCUGCACAGCAAAGUCUGCGGCCGUCAGCUGAGGCAUCGCCCGAGCCAAAGGGUGCCGUGACAGCACUUCCUCGCAAAAAGCUCGCUCCCAACCCAAACUCAACGCUCCCAGCCCCACGGGCCCUGACAAAAGCGGCGUUGGCGGCGGAUGCGCUGACCCGCGAUAAGCUGCGGAAGGAUUUCCUGGAGAUUCAGGAAGCCGUCAAGGACACGGAGAUUGCUAUCCCGUUUGUGUUCUACGACGGCGCAAAUAUCCCUGGCGGCACGGUCAAGCUCAAGAAAGGGGACCAUAUCUGGCUGUUCCUCGAGAGGUGUCGGAAGGUCGGUGCUGAGAAGGGUGUGUCGUCGUCAUCGGGCUCAGGGUCCGGUACAGGUGCGAGUCUGAAGAGUAGAGAGGAUAGCAAGAAGCAGUGGGCAAGAGUUGGGGUGGAUGAUCUGAUGUGUGUGAGAGGGGAGGUCAUUGUUCCGCAUCACUACGAACUGUACUACUUCAUCGCCAACAAGGUCAAGGACCCAACACGAGAAGGCCAGCUCCUAUUUGACUAUUCCGGCACCACGGCGAAAGGAGAACAAUCGGAAGAAGAUGCUCCUCUACUGAGAGUGCCUGGCAAAGAAACACUGGAGGGUCACGACCAUGAUCCGGGCCUGACCAAGGUGGUGGACAGGAGAUGGUACGAGAAAAACAAGCACAUUUAUCCUGCGAGUGUUUGGAAGGAAUUCAAGGCCGGCAAGGAGUUCGAGGAGAGUGCCAUAGGCCGCAGAGACGCGCUGGGCAAUGCCUUCUUCUUCAGCUAA